Molecule: messenger RNA, 4074 nt
Organism: Pundamilia nyererei
Lineage: Eukaryota; Metazoa; Chordata; Actinopteri; Cichliformes; Cichlidae
Gene: fam131bb
Product: family with sequence similarity 131 member Bb
Exons: 9
Coding region: 104-1429 (441 amino acids)
Source: RefSeq, a predicted model, not a curated record
CAGAGCUGAGAGAAAGAGAGAGUCGCAGGAGGAAGGAGAAGGAGAAUGCGCCGUGUCUGGGUAACACUUUUACGCUUGUGUCCAGGGCCUUUGUGAAUACACCAUGGGGUGCAUCGGCUCCAGGAGACUGACGUCAGAUGGCGUGCCAGUCCAAAAGGAUGGGGAACAACUGUCUAUGGAAGACACCACAUCAAUCCUGCCCCGGCUCAAGAGGAACUCAAACGCCUAUGGCAUCGGGGCUCUGGCUAAGUCUUCUCUGUCAGGUGUGUCAGGUGUCACACGCACAAUGAAGGAAAGAGUGACCAAGCCCACAGCCAUGGCCCAGGGUCGUGUCGCUCACAUGAUUGAAUGGCAAAACUGGGGCAUGACGACGGUGGGUUCGGGGAGCGUCCUCCAGUCCCGCAUCACUACCCAGGAGCGAGAAAAGGAGCGGCGGCUGGAGAACGACGCCUACAGUGACCUCAGUGAUGGGGAGAAAGAGGCUCGCUUUGCAGCAGGCAUCCUGCAGCAGUUUGCAAUCUCAGAGGCAACGCUCCUGGCGUGGUCGUCAAUGGAUGGUGAGACUCCGCAGUCAGGAUCAAACCAGGGAAGCGUGGCUCACCUCAGUGAGGUCAACCAGGAGAGCAUCACCAGUCGAGAUCAGAUAUUGCACCACUCCUCAGCGGAGGUGUGGCCUCACACAUACGUCUCCCAGGGCCACUACUGCCUCUCCUCUUCUGACGCUUGGGAGCCCAUCAACAACGAUCCCUCCGUUGUGGCGUCUCCCCCUGCUGGCUCCUACGUUAUGGGUACGGAGGGCUACGAUGGGCAGGCCGCAGCUCACUUCCUGUCUCAGCAACAGCAGCAGCAGUUCACUCUCCAGCAGAGUCAACUACAACAGCUGCAGCAGAUCCAACAGUUUCAGCACUACCACCAACAGCAGCUUCUGCAGUAUCAGCAACAGCAGUCUCUGGAGCACAGGCUACACAGUGCCAACCACUCUUUGCAAGCAACACCCAACAGCACCAUCCACAGUCUGGUUCAUCAAAUUCACCCUCCGCUGGUUGAUCUGUGGAACACGGGGCAGAUGGAAACCUAUCAGGCAGAAGCCGGCGGGUACAUGGGUGUGGCGGCGACAGUGGAGCCAAGCCUGUGCGUUCCCACUGGUGAAGAGAUAGUAGGAACGGAACACUCCCCGCUACUGGAACAGAAACAAGAGGGAGAGUUGAAAACCACAGAAGAAGAUGUGGCACUGUGCAUGGAGCAAGAGUCGGCCACAUUGACUCCACCCACACAACAAGGGGAUGCUUCUGGUGGCAGUAGUCCGGGGCAGCUGCCAGCAGAGCCAAUCACAGAGCGGAAGUUGUCUGAUGUCACUUCUGGUCUCAUUCAGACACUAGAGGAGGAAGAGCCAGAAGAGGGGCCUCCUGCUUCUGUGGCAGCCAACUGAGUUUGUGGCAGACAAGAGACAAAUGAAGAACUGACUGGGGAGUCAGCAAGAAAUGAGCAUAAUAACACAAUAUAUCUCUAUUACUCUGUUCCUUUUCAGGUAUCAAAACCACAACUUUUUUGGUUGCAAGGUCAUUUCUUCAAAAUGGUGAGAAAUAGAUUUGGUGGACUCCCAAUAACAGUAGAGCUGAUGCAACAAUGGACACCUGUUUCUUUGCAAGCCUUACAUCCCAAAGGUAACUGAAGAAAAAAAGACAGAUGAAGGCGGAAGAGAAGCACCAACCGAGUGAAUUAUAUCCACCGGGAAACUGCACUGAGACAAAAAAGAGGGGAAUGGAAACAUGCAUGCUUUUUAUGAGACAAGCAACUCAACCCUGUCAUCAUCUAAUAAUGAUAAUAGAAAUCUAAAGUAAUAAAAAAAUAACAAUAAUUUUGUAAUAAAAGAAACAAAAAAAAGGACAACAAUCUAUGUAUAAGUGUAUGAUAAGAUAUGAGAUUUCCAGUGGGAGAACUACACUGUUUACAGCUGUUAUUCAACACAUAAGAUAGAGUUUAGUCAAAUUUAUUUCCCCAUUGCAUCAAACACAUGCACUAUACUUUACAUCUGGCAACCCAAGCACUUUCACAGAUGAUUGAAGUAGGCCCAGAAAAUCUCAGCAUUUCAGUGAAAUGCCGUUUUCCCCGAGGCACAAUCCAGGGACAGGCUCGCCCUGCUGACUGGACACCCAAAAACCCUGCACAGAUAAGGAUUGUACUGUAUACCGUGCUUCCUACUCUGUCUCUCUGUAUGCAUGUUUCUUCAGAGUACUAUGGAGUACCUGUACUAUACAGCACUGUAUAGACUUUGCACUGAACCAUAGUAUCCCAGGUGUGGCCACAGUGGCCCUGCAGUGGGCCUGCGGUGGGUUUGAGCGGUGGCUUUCAUGACUCAGAAAUAAACACAGAGCUGCAUAUGUGAAUCUCUUUUGCACUGAUGCAAUCCCAACAGAUCAGAGGUUCCCUUUGGACUGUUGAGGUUACCCAGUUUCCGCUCUGAAAGCUUUCACCGACAACCAAAACCGAGCCACUUGACAACGCGAACCCUCAGCUGCUUUUUUUUUUCCAUAGACGUAAUCGCGAUGAAUAAAGGAUGAUAACCACUAUUUUGAAUGUACUGGAAGACAGGCGGCAGUACACGAGUGCUGCUUUGAUGCCUCCUCCGUGGUCCACAAGAGAGAGAAGGGAGCGCUGUUCUGUUUUGUGAAACAAAAACAAGUGGGGGAGUCUUUCAACCAUGUUGGAAAGUGGAUUCACUGCUGGCUCACCAAGACCACAACAACACACACGCACACACAGAUAUGAAUAUCUAAAUUGUAACCAGCAAUAGGCAGGCGAGACACUGGCUUCCCAGAUCAGUGUCAGCUCUGUCACAAAUAUGUAAAUAUUCUGAGUAAAUAAAGAAAUUGCCUCUCGCUCACAAUCACAACUGUUCUAUUACAGUAUGAUUUCUUUAUUUUUGUACACCUCUUGGGUCCCACCUUAUUUUGGGGAUUGCUCUCAAACUCACAGCUUAGCCUAGCAAAGUUUAGUUUUUUCUUCUUCUGUGUGCAACAACACAAAGACAAAAUCGGAGGAAAUGGGAGGGAUGUUGUGUUUUAAGUUGGGUGAUCGAAUCAAACCGAGGGGCAUUCAACUCGCUGAGACCAUCGGCGGUGGAAAAAGUUUGGCGACGGCGACAGGAGGUUGCCAUUCAGUCAGCCAAUCAGGGAAUAGAGCGGACGAUAAGGACUGAACACUGGAGCUGAAAAGAUCGGUGUCUUCCUGCUCAUCGUUCUUACUGUGAAGCAGCUGCCUGGAUGUUUGACAAGCAUGGUUUAUUUUUUGUGGGUUUUUGUUUUUCUUUCACUGGAGGAAGGACGGUGUUUGCUAGCGAGACGUGGAGUUAAACAGCGGCGGUGAACAAAGUGGACUUUCCGUGCAUGGCUCACUGACAAAACUUUACGACACUACAAAACCACUGUUUUCUCUGUUGGAGGAACACCUUCUCUCACUUUGAUGAUUGUGUGAGAAACUUUUAAGAUGAUAAGAUAUAUGGUUUAUUGACUUGAAUGAAUUUAUUUAUUGAUUGCUUCUUUAUGCAAUGUUGGGGACAAUGUUUAUUUUUCUACUGACCUGCUGAAUUCUGAGUUAGAGUAGGUGUCACGGCUGUGAAGCACUCUCGUUUUGUCUGGUUUUGAGCACUUUAAACCAAGAAGAGAUGGAGCAGUUUGGCAGCUCACUGUUUUUAAAAACUUCAAGAAUUUCAGUAGUGCCAGGUGACAAAAACAACUUGAAGACUGCUCAAAACUGCAAACAGAAUGUCUUUACGCAAUGGCAAAUAUUAAUUUAUUUAUUGAAAAAUUACUUGGUGGGGAGGAAAAAUAAGACAUCUUGUACAGAGUAUAAUUUCACAUGGGUACCAACCCUUCUGGGAGCAGUAUCUUUUUUUUUUAAUGAGUCAGAUGACGUAAUGUGGUGGAAAGACCAAUGCUUUAUAUAUAUUUCUUUGACCAUCGCAGCUUAUUUGGGCUUGACUGUUUGCUAAUAAGCUACAUCACAAGGAAACAUGCAUGAACUCCAUUAUAGACACUGCUUCGCUUUGGGUUAUUUUUAUUUAUUUAUUUAUUU